Molecule: messenger RNA, 1075 nt
Organism: Pelagomonas calceolata
Lineage: Eukaryota; Pelagophyceae; Pelagomonadales; Pelagomonadaceae
Source: the annotation of a GenBank genome assembly
CGCGCCCGCGGGGAGCUCACUUAUGGACGCGCAGUAGUGGGGUCCGCCGUGACGCCGGAGCUCCGCGAGCGGCGCGUCGCCUCGCAACGGCGCCAGGGACACGUGCCAGUAGGACGCGAAGGGCGACGUGCGGUGGCCGAGGGCCGAGACGUGGCCCUGGGACUUGUCGCGGCCGCGGAAGGCCUUGGGCGUCCAGUAGUUGUAGCGCCUCCGCGGGCAGACGUAGUACUGCGGCGCGAUCAGUCCGUAUUCGGGCCGCUGGCAGACGUAGUUCGGCAGGAGCAGGCAGUAGGGCUUGGCGUUCGCCGCGCAGAACGCGAGCAGGCGCCGGACGUGGUCCGCCGAGUAGGGCGGGUUCGUGACCACAACGUCGUGCGGCGGCAGGCGCUCCGACCGGAGGACCUCAUAAAAGUCCUCGCGCUCGUUGUGUAUCUGCUCGAAGCCCAGGGCCCGCAGGUGCCGCGCGACGGCGCCCGAGCAGUAGUAGGGGUCGUAGAUGCGGAGGUUCGAUCGACCGCGGCCGAGCGCGGCCGCGACGACGUCGAGCGUCGCCGCGAGGUCCGCGUAGGCCUCGGGCGGGCUCUCGCAGUGGUCGUCGGCCUCGGCCUCGAAGGGCAGCAGGGCGGCGUUCCGCGCGCCCGCGUCCCUCACGUCGCGGUUGCGCUUCGUGUCCGCCGCCACGAUUUGUUGCCGCGUUUUUUUUCCAAGUCCCUUCCAGCGCGCUUUGAGUGCCGCGUCGAAGGCCGGGUGGCCCGGGUUCAGGCGGUCGCUGAGCGUGCCGCCGGCGCCGGCUUCGAGCUCUCGGACGAGCGCGGCCUCGGCCGGGGCGAGCGCAGGUGCCGUUGUUUGUUGCUGCGCUUUUUUGGCAGCUUUUUUGGCUUUGCUCUUUUUCUUGUUUUUGGCCAUCCUGGCACGUAUGCUCACUCUGCAAAGUGUGCUGCCUCACCCAGUGAGCAGUGCGCGGCAGUGGCUGACUGAACGUGACUUUUUUGAUACGUUGCCUUAGUUAUCGAUCAGAUCGUGUCCAGAAACGGGUUCCCUAUCCUAAAACAAACACGUAUGCGCGUAGUGCAAG